UGCACGAAGAGGAGAGGAUGCAGUGCAGAUUUAUGAAUUUGUUUCGUGGAUGUUGGAUUCUAAAAAUGCUAAAUGCAUCAAAAAAUAUAUAUUCGUAAACGUGCAUAAUUGAAUUUUAUUUCAUUUUAUAUUCACUGUAUUAAAUCAACUUACUUUCUUACGGAUAAUUUAAUUCAUUUUAAAAAGAUCAAUAUUUUAUAUAGUAGCAAUAAAUAUUGCAAAAGAAAAGAGAGAGAGAAAACCUCAAAAUAGCUGCUCAUUGUAGAUGGAACAAUCUUUCAUAAACAAACAGGAAUUAUUUUUAAUUGGAUUUAUUACAAUAAAUAAGAAAGAAGCAAGAACCCGUAUAUCAAACUGAAGUGCAAAUUCGUGGCAAAUAUUUGUAAAACUAUAGAAAAUUAAUUUACGACAUUCAUAACCCACUGUCGAUAAAGAUAUUUUACAACUAGAGAAGCUGUAACGUAAAACUUGAUGAUAAUGUGAAUUUAUUGGAAAUUGAAUAACAGUACAGCGUAGAACGCUCUAGUGGUAAUAUUGGCAAAGACGAUUACAAACGUUGUUAAAAAUGUGAGGUAAAAACGACGAUCAAUCGUGAAAGUAUCAGAAGUAAGCAAAUUAGUUUGAGUGAAAGAAGUGAAUUCUUUAAUUCAGUUUUCGUAAGACCAGGAAUUAUUAAAAAAGUAAAUAAUGAUUUAAUAAGUUACAAAGCAUUCAUUAUUUAAGGUUGACAUUUACGGAAUGAUGUUAAUGAAACCACAAAAGUAAAUAUUCAGGAAGGUGAUUUGAUGAAUGAAAAUGAAGUUUUCAUAACGGAGUGGAAAUCAGAAAUUAAAAUAUAUGGAAUAAAAUAUCUUACUGAAAAUAUAAAAUAGAGAAGAAAAGUUGUAAUGGUAACCAUGACCGGCAUACUUGUUCCAAACUAUAGACAGGUUGAUGUCGAAAGCUGGUUCGACCAGAAGCCAGAAGCCAUGGAAGAAAUAUUUCUUAGAAAGGCUGAUAUCAAUCUUAUUAAUAAAUGGCUGAUAAGAAAUGGUUACUCUCCAGCAACGACAGAAAUUGUGAUGCCAAAACGCGGUUCAGGAUCAGACGAUAAUAAUAGUGACCCAACGUCACCAAUAGACGCCCGUGGAGACGUUUUCUUUGCAAAGCAUGGAAGAAGUAAUUCGAAAAAAUACCUGAGACAUGACUUUGCAAAAUCGAAAUACAGAAACAUGUUCCGGACAUAUGAGCCGUCUGCUAUGUCCGAACAGUCAGCGGAUGAUCGCAGAAUUAAUUUGAAAGAAAUGAGAAUGUUCCGAUCACUUCCACCAAACUCGAGCAAUAUCUUAAGCCUAUUGAUACAGUCAAAAGUUCGUUUGCCGCGGUAUCCUAGUAAAGACAUUGACAGAAAAAGAGAGGAAAGACAUACAAACGAAAUGGAAUUUUUCAUGGAUAUUGUAAAGGAUAUUUCAAACGACCUUAACCUUAAGAGUUUAAGUGAGAAAAUGGUUGCAAAUAUCAGUGUGCUUUCUGACGCCGAUCAUGCGUCUGUGUUCUUUGUUGAAGGUAAACGGAGUAAUAAACAAUCUCUUGUGUCCAAAAUAUUUGAUGUGCACUCGGGAACACAGAUCAUGCCCACAAAGACAUCGGACAACAGUAUACGUGUGCCAUGGGGAAAGGGAAUAAUGGGAUACGUAGCGGAGCAUCGGGAAAUUGUAAAUCUUUCAGAAGCUUUCAAGGAUCCAAGAUAUAACGACGAAGUAGACAGAAUUACUGGUUAUACUACAGAUUCUUUAUUAUGUAUGCCUGUAAAAAACUCAGAUGACGAAAUUGUCGCGGUUGCUCAAGUUAUCAACAAAUCUAAUGGAGAAGGAUUUACAAAAGAAGACGAAAAGCUCCUGUCGGCCUACCUGUCUUAUUGUGGAAUAGCCAUAUACAAUGCUCAGAUUUUUGACGCCUAUAGUAAAGAAUACGAAAGAAACAAGUGUCUUUUGGAGGUUGUACAUGAUCUGUUCGAAGAACAAACAUCGUUGGAUGACGUCAUACUAAAGAUAAUGCAAAGAGCACAGACUCUUCUCAAGUGUGAACGCUGCUCUGUUUUAUUGAAGGACUCUAACUCAGAGAAACCAUUCAGCAAAGUGUUUGACCUUGCAUAUCCUUUAACAAAUGGGACCAGCUGUCAUUCUGCGAUAAGGUUGGAUGCUGAUCCACGACGACAGCAAUUUUCCAGAGGUAAAGUGGAGACUGUAUCCCCACGAAACCGAUCUCACAGCGCCCCCUGUUGUACAUAUACAAGUUCAGACCCCUGUGCAGACCUGCAGUUAGGUAACAAACUGGCUGAGCUUGUGUUGAAAACAGAAGAAACUAUAAACAUUUCCGAUGCUCAUUCAGACCCUAGAUUCGACAGAGAGACAGAUGUUGUAAGUGGUUAUCAUACAAAGUCUAUUCUUUGUAAACCAAUAAGAAAUCGAUAUGGACAAAUCAUAGGUGUUGCUGAAAUUGUAAAUAGAAUAGAUGGAUUGCCAUUUGACGAACAUGAUGAACAACUAUUUGAGGCGUUCACGAUUUUCUGCGGAUUAGGAAUAAACAAUGCUCAACUUUACGAAGAGGUUGCAAUAUCCUCUGCAAAGCAAACUGUAGCUCUUGAGGUACUUUCUUAUCAUGCUGGUAUAGAAAAUGUGGAAGUUGAAAAAAUCAAGAAUAAACAUGUACCACCAGCACCAGAAUGGCGUUUGAAUGAGCUCACAUUUAAUGACUUCUCGCUGAACAAUGACGAAAUGGUCAUGGCAGGAUUAAGGAUAUUUAAAGAUCUCGGACUAGCAAAGUCAUGUAGAAUAGAUUUUGAAACCUUAUGCAAAUUUCUGUUGACUGUAAAGAAAAAUUAUAGAAAUGUUGCUUAUCAUAACUGGAGACACGCCUUCAACGUAUGUCAGCUAAUGUUUUCUGCUUUACUGAAAUGCAAUCUUCGUCGCCUGCUAAGCAAACUAGAAUGCCUGGCGCUUAUUGUCGGCUGUCUUUGUCACGAUCUUGAUCAUAGAGGUACUAACAACGCAUUUCAAGAAAAGACUAGCUCAGCAUUAGCGCUACUUUAUGGUACAAAAACAACGCUGGAACAUCAUCAUUUCAACCAUGCUAUCAUGAUUCUAAAUACAGAGAGUACCAACAUUUUUAGCAACUUAUCGUCCGAUGAGUAUUCAAAAGUGAUAAACAUCUUGAAACAUGCAAUUUUAGCUACAGAUCUAUCAUUACAUAUACAAGUACGGGAAAAAUGGUUUGCAAUGGUUGACGAAGGACGUAUAGACUGGGAUGAUAAGGACCUAAGAGAAAUUUUCCGUAGUAUCCUUAUGACAACAUGCGAUAUUGGAGCAAUUACUAAACCGUGGGACGUGUCUAGAAAGGUUGCUGAUCUGGUGAUGACAGAGUUCUUUGACCAAGGAGAUAAAGAAAAAUCAGAGUUAAAAAUUCAGCCACAAGCUCAUAUGGAUAGAGAAAAACAAGAUCAACUUCCAGCCCUUCAGCUUGGAUGGAUCGAUGGAAUAUGCAGACCUCUGUAUGAAAGUUUGGCGAAAUUUGACAAAUCGUUUAAGCCAAUGCUAAAUGGAGUGCUGUUAAACAGAGCAGAAUGGGAGUAUUUGGAUGCUGAAAGACUAAGUAAACAAGGGACAAGCAGGGAAUCUGUUGUGUAAUCUUGCCAUAUAGACAUUUAUUUAAUAUCAGUCCUUAAACUUUAUUUCCUCCAGCCAACAAGGAUUGUAAAAUCAUAUGAAUAUAUCAUGUUUCUUAUUAUUUAAAGUGCUCAAAAGCCAUAGACAGAGACAUUGGUAUUUACUGCGGUAUACAGUUAAAUCAUCAUAACAAGAAAUAAUGUUUCCCUUAAGCAAGACAUACAAAUGUGCUUUUAUAGAUAUCUGGAAGUACAAUGGAAAUAACGUGCCGACGUCAUUACAUAGUUUAUGCACCAACAGACAUAAAAAUUAAUUUAACUGUGUAUAAUAAACUUUAUGAGUUUUAAUGAGUCUUUCAGAACGUUUUUUUUUAUCAUAUCCCAUUCAAGAACAUAUUGUUUUAUACAAUUCAAUUCCUUAAAAAGGUAUAAGAAAACAAGGAUAUUACAUUUUAAUCAAUUAUUUUUUUAACAUUUACAUUGGUCACCAUUAUGUCUAUCUCUAUAAAGAAAGCCUAAAAUGAUUCAUGACACUACUAAUUAUAAACGUUGGACGAUACUAUAUCACAAUUGAAAAGGGUAGAACAUUAACAUAUAGUGGAAGAUACAGGACCCGAUUGAAGUAUUUUGUUCAUAAGAGAUGAUUUAGAAAGGAACGAUUUUCAAUGUCCACUCACGCUGGCUUAAAUAGUAUUCAAUAUUCGACAAUAAAAUGAAAAAUAAAACAAUAAUAAACGUUAUUCGACAUGUUAAACAUUUAAAAUGUGAAAAUAUUGUUUUCACAACAUGUUGUGCAUUACAAAGCUGUUACAUGACAAAUUGAAAUUUAAACGACGACAGCAUGAUUGUUGUACAUUUUCAACAUUAAUGUCGAUUCACGAAAACAACUUAAUUGGUUUUAUAUAUUGUAACUUUAUAUUUAAAUUUAUCAAGUUGUACCUUGAAUUAAUUGUCAAAUUAUAAAAUAGUACAUACAAAUGAUUCAUUAAUUCUGAAAACAUGAUUGGCCUAUUAUUAAGUCUACAUAUAUUUUGUGUAUCUUCAUUCAGACAACAUUUUGAAUAAAUUGUUCUGUUCCUUAUGGAAAUCAACGAUUUCUUAUUUAUUAUAAAAUAUUUCUAAAACUGCUAUUCUUUUUAUCUGCUUGUUUUAAAUUACAUUUGUGCUUUCAUGGGCAUUAAAACAUUUUUGAAAUUGAAA
This is a messenger RNA of Ruditapes philippinarum (Manila clam), 4843 nucleotides long. RefSeq names its product dual 3',5'-cyclic-AMP and -GMP phosphodiesterase 11A-like. The coding region runs from base 888 to 3665 and encodes 925 amino acids. The record is from RefSeq and is a predicted model, not a curated record. NCBI's taxonomy places the organism in Eukaryota, Metazoa, Mollusca, Bivalvia, Venerida, Veneridae. Gene Ontology annotation, molecular function: protein binding; 3',5'-cyclic-nucleotide phosphodiesterase activity. Gene Ontology annotation, biological process: signal transduction. The transcript has 22 exons.